This is a messenger RNA of Monoraphidium neglectum, 1056 nucleotides long. RefSeq lists its product as hypothetical. Bases 1 to 1056 code for a protein of 351 amino acids. Lineage: Eukaryota; Viridiplantae; Chlorophyta; Chlorophyceae; Sphaeropleales; Selenastraceae. The record is from RefSeq and is a predicted model, not a curated record. The transcript is spliced from 8 exons.
AUGAACGUCCUCCGGCGCCAGUCUCCGCCCGGCUCAUCGGGAUCAGACAGCGACAUUCGUUGCGACAUAGACGUCGUCAGCAAGGGCGUCGACGCACCAUGCACCGCAGCGGUGCCGCUCGCACCUGCCACACGGGCGCACAAGGCACCGUCCGCCCGCCGUGGCCGGGCCCCCGGCUUCGCCCCCAGCCCUGAGGAACUGGAGCAGCUGAUCACUGCCGUGGAUGCCGCGCUGCCGGGCGGCCGCGAGCAGGUGCAUCGCCAGCUCGUCAGCGGCGGGGAAGAGGGCGUCACGCAGACGCAGCUGCGCAGGUGGCUGCGUGCCCGCGGCUGGGACCCAGCCAAGGCGGGGCGCGACCUGGCAGCACACGCGGCGUGGCGCGCGGAGUUCGUCCCCGGCGGCCGCAUUCAGGAGGCUGAGGUGGCGAACGAGAUUGCGCAGGGCAAGGUUUUCCUGCAGGGCCCCGACCGCAACGGCCGCGGCAUCUCCAUCUUCAUCGGCGGCAAGCACUUCCCACGGGUCGACGCCCGGGAGUGCCACCGCUUCAUAUACUACGCCAUCGACGCCACCAUCGCCCUGGCGGACCCGGCCCGCAACCCUGCGGGCAGGACCACCGGCGUGCUGUGCAUGAAGGACUUUGGCUGGCGCAACCUGGACGUGAUGGGCGGCAUCAACAUCGCGCGCGCAGUGCACCUGCACUACGUGGAGCGCCUUGACGCGCUCUACAUCCAUGGCACCAGCGCCGCCUUCCAGCGCUGCUACAAGCUGGUGGAGCCCUUCAUCGACCCCGUGACCCGCAGCAAGAUUGUGCUGCUGCCCGCUGACGAGGCGGCCGCCAGGGAGAUCCUGGACAAGGGGCUGGGGCUGGAGAACCUGCCACCGUUCCUGGGUGGCACCGCAGAGCUGCGCCCCAUAGACGACGCGUGGGCCGUCAUCCUUGCGCAGCGGGCGCAGCAGGCGCAGCAGGAGGGCCAGCCCAAUGGCGCGGGGGAGGGCGUCCGUGCGAAUAUGGGAGAGAGGGACGCGGGCAGUGACGAAGAGUUUUUUGAGGCUUAG